AUGGCCAUAUUUGAAUUGUUGGAUUAUAUUGUGAAUGAACCACCGCCAAAGUUGCCCGCUGGUAUCUUCAGCGAUGCUUUUACAGACUUCGUGGAUCGUUGCUUGAAGAAAAAUCCCGCCGAAAGAGCAGAUUUAAAAACGUUAAUGAAUCACGAGUGGAUAAAGAAAGCCGAGUCUGAGAAUGUAGACAUCGCUGGUUGGGUAUGUCGUACAAUGGAUCUACAACCGACCACUCCAACCCGUUUAGCGAACGUACAAUCCUGA
Molecule: messenger RNA, 264 nt
Organism: Heterotrigona itama
Lineage: Eukaryota; Metazoa; Arthropoda; Insecta; Hymenoptera; Apidae
Source: the annotation of a GenBank genome assembly